AUGGAGACAAUUAGGAAGAAGGUUGAUAUGCUGCGAAUAAGUCUGAAUGAUGCUGAAAGGAGAGCAGAUGAGUCUGAAGAAUGCUUAAAGAGUGCCAAAGAGAGGAAUUUAGCCGUAAGAAUCCUUAUAUUAUUCUGUAGUUUUACACUUGUUGAAAUACGCUUGAAACUCUUCCAUUGUCUUAUUCUCAAGCGAAACAUCCUUUACUUUGAGCUACAGACACGAUUUAAUGCCUCUAGCUUCCAGGUUAUGUGAACAGAACUGUCGACCAAAUUUAUAAACAAUUUGUAAACUGUUUGUCAUGGUUGCGUUUUUAUGCUUUCCGCAGGCAGAAGAUGAAGUAAAAAAACUAACCCAUGACCUGCAAGAAAUUGAAGACCAACUAGACGCUAAAGAAUCUCAGCUGUCUGAAGUUACCUUACAGCUUGAGGAAGCCGAGCAAACCUCAGAUGAAAACGAGAGGUACUAAUUCGAUAGUUCGUAAACUAACAAAAUAUCUCAAAUUAACAAAUACAAAGUGACUUCAACAAACAUGACAACAAGCCUUAAAUAUGAGUGCGUUCUUGCUUUCUAUACCAGAUUAUCAAUGCCGAGUUUUAAUGCAACUUCUCUGUGUUUUCAACACUUUAUCUUAUGUGUUUUUUUCGCGUCCGCAAGCAUGCAUUUAAAUUACAGUAAACAAAGGUUAUUCUACAGAUUGAAGGAAGGUUCUUUUUGGCCACUCUGUUCUUGAUUCCAGACAAAUUCCGAACGAUUUGCAUUUCUUUAAGUCUCCAAACCAUUAGUUACGAAUGGUAGUGAAUAUUCCGCGCCCAUAGAUUUCUCGGCGCAAAAAUCUUGCACAGUUUCGGUUAACAGAGUUUUUGACCAAGUCAUUUCGUGACAGUAUGAUAGAUAAAGCAAACUGAUCCAACCGAGUGAGCAGCCCACGGACAGAGGUUGUCAAAUUAACUUCAAUUUAUCGGCAUCUAAAAGAGCUCCACGUUUAUAUAAGCAGCACUAAUGAAUAUCACUCCCAAGUAAAUUCUUAGUGGAUUUUUUAAAGGCAAAACUAGAAAGCAUUAACAUUGAUAAUUAUAUACUAUCGGAAGAAAUCAAUUCAAAGGACCGAUUUUUCGGUUCGUUUGGCGCAGUUAGGGUGCAAUCGUCUCAGCCAAUUACAUUCGGGAUAAUCCUGACCUUCCAAAAUCAAUCAGUGAUGGAAUAUGUUGACGUGCUGUUGUCAAAUUUGAAUUCCUGCCUCUUGCAAGACUAUUACGUUUGUAAAUGAUGGUUAUCGGCGAUGGUUAUAUGCACCUUUCACACUCAUUAUUUGUCGUCGAUCGUCUUUUAUGAAGCAGACCGAUUGAAAACCGGAUAAUUUCAGUUAUGCAUCAGCUAUAAUACACAAGAAAUGAAACUGUGAUUGCCAAAUCCUGAUUCCAACCAGUUUCAACUUAAACCCGGAAUUUUUUUAGCAUAAGUUGAACGAUUCUUUUAAAAGUUAUGUUGCCAUUUCUUUUCUACCAAGCCUGACAUUUCAGUAAUAUACUUCAGAAUUUUCCAAAAUUGAUCAAAAAGAAGUGUAUAAUAAAAACUGCAAGUGCACGACAAAUAUAAAUUCAAACGCGCCUCAAAAGAAGCUAUUUGCCAAUCUCUACCUAUCCUUUUCGACUCUCAAAUCUCUUCUUGACUUCGUCACGUCCUUUAUGCAAAGUUCUCGAUCGAUUGCCAACCUUCAAUGACGACUACUGAGCUACGUCACGGUCCGUGAAUCCUAAAAAAGUUACCAAAAUGUUUUCGAGUUUUAUAUGUACAAUCUUCGUCAAUAACCCUAACCCUAAGCAAUAUUUCCAAUCUUCGACCAUUUUCAUUUUUUUCUAUUUUUUCCCAUCCUUUGAUGUUUGCCUGGGCACGAACAAACUACUUUUUUGAACCUCCACUCACGGAAAUUUUCGACGCAUAUUUUUUAUACAGGGCUAAGGGUGCUGUCAAGGAGAAUUUGUUUAACAAUCGAGAGCUUCCUUAGAUGGUGUUCAUUUCCUUCAUUCUCGUGACCAUAAUGUUUUUAUUUAGGGGUGAUAUUGUAAGGAGAAAUUAGAUGCUGGUCCAACUAACGGGUCCAAGGGUUACGCGGUAAGAGAAAAAUGGCUAUGAUAAAUUCUCACAAAUCCUGACAAUAUAUCUUGCUGUUGAUUUCUCUUUGCAGAGUGAGGAAGGUCCUGGAAACUAGGGCCAUGGGUGACGAGGAACGAGUUAGUAUUCUUUCGUUCUUUCUUUUGCUAUUGUGCUACCGAUUUUUACAGAUACUUAUUUAAUUGCGGUUGUUGUUUCUCAUUAGCAAGCUCAGUUUGAAGCCAAGUUAGAGGAAGAGAAGGAGAGGCACGAGUCCGCCGAGAGAGAAAUUGAAGAAGUAAGAAAGCAGUCGUUCAUGUGCCCUCCCUCCCGUGGGACUUGCGUUAUUUACGUAUGAUGACAAGUAUCCAGGCCUGACAAGUAUCAUUAAUCAUAAAUUGAUUUUGGGUGGGGGAGGGGGACAUGUGGGUGAAAACAAUCGCCACAGAUAAAGUUUUUGUAUUAUUUUGGGGGGUUUGUUCCCUCAAAAAAUGCACCUUCUUGCUUAGAGGUAGAGCGAAAUCACUUUCUCUCCCUUCUCGCCUUUUUCGGUUCCCCCCCUAUGCUCCGGAGGUUUUGAUAAGAAUUCCCCCUACAAGUACUUCAGAUCUGUCUAUUUGUUUCGUAAGCACGUCUGCCAUGAUUGUCACACGAGCUGUCCGACUCUUUUCGUGAUUUUUACACGUCAGAGGGUUUUUUCACUAAUAAUAGAUAAGAACCCUAUAGAAACUUGUAGAUGGCGGAAUAACAUCUUAACUUCUUUUUAUCUUUCUGUAAUAUAUCACUUAUCAAUCAAUCUCGUACACAGUUGGAGGCAAAGCUUGCAGAAGCGGAAGAAGAACUCGAUGAAUUGGAAAGCCGCGCUGAAGACGCAGAUGAGUGAGUUUUAAGUUGAGAUGUUUGACCUCAAUUAUUCAGUUUGAAGAAAAGGCAACGAUCUUAACGUAAUGUAGACAGAAGGACCUUUUAGAUCACUUAAUUUCAAAUUAUUUUUCUUCACUUUGAUCGUCGCGCAACGUGUGCUCUCUUUUGAGUUGUAGCACGGAACAGAACAACACCUCGACUGCAUGCAUUGCAUGCUUCAUUUCACAGAUUUCUUUGAAGGUUCCAAUUCUUUUUGCUUAGUUUGCGAGACAGUAGUUGUUUUGUUUUCCUAUGGAAUUUUGUGCGGGAGAUAAGCGCAUGUGCGGCCAAAUCCAGUCGAAGGUGAUCACCCCGCGCAUGCGCCAUCUUUGACCGCUCUGUUCUCCGUCGCAGCCUUCCUUAAGAUGUCACACAGCGAAAUGCAAGAGACGGUUGCGUUACAUUAUAAAUAACGAAUGCUCAGUUUAAUGAUUAUUUUAUUUUAAUCUUCAUAAGGCGACUCAAGGAGCUGGAGGAAGAAUCCAAAACAGUCGGGAACAGUCUCCGUUCUCUGGAGGUCCAGGAGUGCGAUGUAAGGCGUUAGCUCUUUUGUGUUCGUUACUAGAUAGUUUGCAUAACUAAAAUUGCAUGUACAUGCGGUGUAGGUUGAAGUGCCGGUGGGUAGAUGUGCAAAAAUGUGUUGUUUUCGUUGGUGUUUCUCUGAUGUCAACUUGAAAACCAAGGAACGGAAAUUGUAAAUGAAAUAGUGGUUAACAAGAUACGAACAAUGAGAAUUAAGCAUCGUUGAUUGGAGAGCAGAAAUGGAAAUGAGAAAAUGAAGAACGGAAGACCGGAAGACAUGGAAUGAGAAUCCGUGUUCAGGAAUUUUAUGGAAAGAAAGUGUCGAAGUCUAACCCAGUUUUAACUUAAAGUGACUGAUGCUUUUUAAAACCAAUGCUAUCUCUUUUUUCAGGGAAACAGACGAAUUCAGGAGUUAGAAGAAAAGAUAGAGAGAAUCGGGCGAGAGUAUGAAGAGGUGAGAAUAAUAUUAAAAGCUAUUAUUUGCUUGAAUGAUUGUCUGAACGAAGAACUUGUAAACUAUCUUGAGGACAACAUCGGAUAUUUCACCAACAUCAAAUUGUCAUCUUGGUUCGAACUGUUGGCCAGUACUGCGAGGAAAUUAUCUGCUCUUCUGCUUGAGUAUCCCUAGAAAGCAAAAGACUCAUCCCUUGGUUGCGAAUUUUUUUAAUCUGAUUGGAAAAUUUUUUCGGCUCAACAAAAUAAGUUGUUGUUGUGAUUAUUGUUGUGAUUAUUGUUGGUGGUUAGUGGUUAACAAGAUUAUUGUUGUUAUUAUCAUUACUAUUAUCAUUUUUCUCUUCUUCUUAUCAUCAUCACUAUUAUUUUAACGUGGAACACUUUCAAUAGUCCCAAUAUCCUUCUCUUCACCAGAGGGCUCCAGGAACGAAAUUUGACUCACGCCUAAUACGCAUUUAUCGGCUCUCCAUUCAUUUCAGUCAGUAAAAUGAGCAUUUCAGCGGUCUGGGGAUGAUACACACCUUGUUAUUUGUUAAGAAGCUAACCAUUUUGUUAAAUUUUUAACAGACCUGUCAACGUGCUGAUACAGCUGAGUCUCAAAUUGCGGAUUUGGAAAGAGAAGCUGACCAACUAGAUGGUAUGAAUGGCUUUUUUCGCUAAUUCACAAAUGAAUCAUGGCCAAAGACGGUCAAAAAAAUAAUCACCGUACUAGAUUUUAGAAGUCAAGAGGACACCAGAGGUUCACAAACUAGUUAAGCAUUUUGUUUUCACCCUCAGCGCACCCCUCUGAGGGAUGGAAGGGCUGUAACUGAACCCUCCCGUAUUAGUCGAACCACUCCAUCUCAAAUCUAUCGCUGUUCUUUUACUUUGCAGCUGCCUUAGAGAAAAUAAAAGAGAAACAUGCUGAGGCGGAACAGGAGUUGAUUCAGACUAUACAGGAGUUUGAGGAGAUGUAAAACAAGAAUCAUUAUGAUCAGUUUAAUUUGACAUUUUUAUGUGAUUUGGCUCAUUAUAUGAUAAUUCGGUAGAGAGGUGUUUCAUAGCCAUUACUGUAAGCCUUUUUGAAAUAGCUCUUUUUGAAUAUGCUAUGUACUUCGGUGAAUUUUUUCGAUGGUCUAAUAAAAGCAUUGUACUUUGUCAUAAAUAUCAGGCAAAAAUAUCAGCCUGAAAAGUGGGUGUUAUUUUGAUUUUCAGCUUUUAUUUGUCAAAGGCAUAAUUUUGGUCGCGGUAUAUCAGAGCCGAGCAAUUGCUAGCAGAUACAGUGGAGGUGCAAGAAAUGGCAACGAAAACGAAGCUUAAAUCCAUACCAACAACACUUAAAAACCAAUUUACUGAGAAAAAAAAGUCAGUUUGGGGCCGUUCACCUACUGGCAACCCUUUAAAUCCGCAAUUUUGAGGUAUGAAAAGUGCUACAGAGAGGGGGUUGGGGAGGGGGGUAUUUCGUGCUAAAGUUUCUUUGACAUGGCAAUAAUUCGAUUCCUUCAGUUGGACAGUCUAAGUAUUUUCCAUGACUUUACUUCCACAGUGUUUUUCGUUUUUGUUCUAUCUGUAUUCUUUGCUUUUCUCUGUAGGCUACCCUAGCCUAAACCCAACCAAGUUUCAUCAUCAUCACUGUAGACAUUUUGACGCCUCUGAAAGUGACCCGCCUCCGACUGACCCUUGUCAAACUAGAGAAUUCUGAAAACCAAGUGCAACCUCACGGCCAAGAAAUAAAUUUAGUUCAUCCAUAAGUAUUUUCGAUCACACUUAAAUACUUCAAGUCUCCGAUGUAAACUUUCCUCGAAUCCUCCAGUUAAUUCUUUACUUAAUCAAAUCUGGUCUUUUGUCAGUUUUUGUCUUUUCUUUUUGUGGCUUGGAAAAAAGUAUUAAGGUAACUCAAAAUGAUGCGAUCAUAUUUGUCUUUAUUCAUGGGAUCAGAAAGAAAAUCUCUUUCCGUUGAGUAUUCCCAUUAAAAAUUUUUUUCAUGUAGUCGCCCGCACGUGGGAAUAUUAUUAUUAGACGUCUCCCAGAUAGGGUUAUGUACAUAAGGCGUGUCGAAAGUAAUUUGAUUAGGUCAAGGUCUGUGGAAAGCGGCUUUCAUACGACCGUAUUGGAAUUCGAAGUUUCUUCAUCCCACGAGGUAAGCAUAAAUGAUCUCAGUUUUCUCCUCUACAGAAAACAUGGGAGCAUAGAAAAAUUGUGAAUAGACGAAAAAAGGUGGUUUUGCGCAUUUCUCCUAGGGAUCCCAGCCAUUAGAAGUGUGUACUUCUCAAAUACCUGAAGAACAUGAUCGAGUGCUCGAUUUGAUUUGUUGUCAGUCUGCAUUGCAACAUUUAAUGUAAAUACAGCUUUAAAACAAAGCAAAUUUCCGUUAGAUGAGCUGAUUAUCCAGGUAGUUUUGAUAGUCUUCGAAUAAGAAAUUUUCUGGUUUCAAGCUGAAGCAGUUUAUUGAGAGCACUACCCAGUUUUGGCGGGAAAAUGGCUUCGUCAUCAAUGCGCCCAUCUAGUAUCACAGCGUACCACCAAAAAGUUGUUUCGCGAACGCAAGAAUCAGGUACUUUGUAAAUUCGCGUAGAUUAAGCCCAUUUUUCACUUGCGCUUCUUCACAUUUCGAUUGUUUCUAUAUCUGUCGGUCAGACAACCUGCUUAAGUGUUCUACACGUGCUCCAAAAAACUGCAGAUAACUACUUCCGUGUAUUCACGAUUAGUUCAAUUUCAGAGGCCGCUUAUGAACUUUUUUAAAAUGUGAAUCAUCAAAAAUUUGACUGGUUAUUCAACUUUGAUUCGGUGAUUGUCCACGUCAAAAUAGCUUUUGAACUGUUCUGUAAUCAGGGAAAGUGAUGCCCACAAAUAUUAUAGCUUUCUCUAAGUAAGGUCUGUUUAGACAGUUAUCUUCUUUAUAAAGAUAAGAUGCAAUAUCUAAGGUCUGUUUAGACAGUUAUCUUCUUUAUAAAGAUAAGAUGCAAUAUCUAUGAUUUGCGGAAGGAAAAAUUUCGCGGCGUUUAUGACCUAGGGGAAAACAUGUCACGCUUGGAAGUCACGCUUUCUUUGCAUUCGUCGGAAGACUCCCCUUGGAAAGCACUGUCACGCUAUCUCAAACUUACCCAGAUGCGAGACGCUCUAAAAACUUGGUUAUGUCAAACUUCAUACUUUGUGAACCAUAAAUUUCUUGAUUAAAAACUACUAAUGUUGACUGCAAGUAUUAUCAGAUCUUAUAUUUCAAUACAGGAUGCAGGUUUCAUGUAACAAUAGACCGUUGCACUCAGCGUCCUCAGUGGAAGUUUGGACAGAGUACGGUAUUCAGGUUUUGAAUAGAGUUUUCAUCAGAGGAAUACCUAGUAGAGUAAGCUGAAUUUACAGUCACAAAUCCAUUGACAUUACUCAAUUGCAAAGAUAAAAAAUUUAAUUAAAACUGUCAAAUUACUAAAAUUAUGUGAGUUUUCUUCUUAAAAGUCCUUCUCAACAGGUGGUCUUUUUUUUCCAUUAAUUCACUUCCUGAGCAAAAUUAUGCAUUAUUUCCCAAGUGGGCUGGGCAUGGUACAUCUGUAACCCACAUUGGUGAGAUAAUUAAGUGCAAGGGAGGGGAUGGAGAGGGCACAAGAGCUGUUUGGAUCUCACCUCUUUUAUUGCCCUUAGCAACAAUUCACAGACUAUAGAUUUGUUAAUCAACAUUUUGAAUUUUCUUCUAAUUUCUGUCAUAGAUGACUGAGCUUCAACUUGAAAUUCUCUUUGGUGGCAUGGGUUUUGAGGUACAGAAUGUGAGGAUUGUUGAAGACCUCAGGAGUGGUGCAAAUAAAGGGUAAAUAAAUCAUUACUUAUACUGUUUUAACAAUUCCCAGUACUUUCCCCAAAGACCUAACACUAGUAUGUAUAUUCUCCAUACAGUUCUCUAUACAUUUCCUGAGGUGCUGACAAGGAGAAUUUGUUUAACAAUCAAGAGCUUCUCUAGUUGGUUAUCAUUUCCUCAAUUCUUGUAACCUUGAUGUUUGAUCAAAAGUUAAUAUUGUAAAGAGAAAUUAGAUGCUAGUCACUCUUAGCAGUCAAAGGAGUAAGGUUCCAUUUUCUUUCACAGAUAUGGUUUUGUGACAUUUCACACGGCAGAGGAAGCUCAACGAGUGAGAGACAUGGUAAGACUGAAAGUUAUCUCCAACUGCAUGUUAUCUAUGUGACUCUAACUUGAUGGUGUAAUGCCUUAAUGAGAGCCUCAUAAGGGCAUUUCCAGUCAAAAGAGACUCAAUAAUCAUUAGGUUAACCUUUAACCCUUUCCCAGAAGUGAUUGACAUGUAAAUUCUCCCUGUACUACUAAUGCAUUCUCCAGCACAUGGUAAUGAGAAUACUAAAGUUAAUCAAGUUAAAAUUGUCAUCUUACUCCAAUUCCAAAUUCUCGUAACUAAUUUUAAAGGAAAUGUGAAGCAGUUAGAGAGGAGAAUUUACAAUCAGAUCCUGGGAGUUGAAGGGUUAACACACUAUCAUUAACAUCCAUAUUCUCAAUACUUUUCUUUAACAUUUCCUAUGAUACUGAAAGGGAGAACUUGUUUGACCACAAGGAGCUUUCUAAGUUGGUGAUCAAUUCCUUUAUUCUCAUGACCUUAACAUUUGAUUCAAGAGUGAUACUGUAAGGAGAAAGUAAAAGUCAAUCACUCUUUGGGGUUUAAGGGAUAAUGCACAUUUGGUGAAAUUAUUUUAUAGGGCUUAGUGCAAUGGAAAGGAAAAACUCUUCAAGUUGAUGUAGCAGUCAAAAGAAAGGUAAGGACCAUGCAUUGUUCACAGGGAACUAGGAAAAUUAGCUGAUCAUCUGUGACACCCAACUCAAAAUGACCCAUCAGAACUUAAUUGAAUUUAACUGUCAUGAAUGAUCUGCAUUUGUAUAUUUAAAAGUAGGGGAAAAACAGAGUUUAAUCAAUUGCUUUUUUUUUUAUUCAGCCAGUGAUGCAGGCCCUUCAACAGAGAUAUGCUGUGACAGCAGGACAGCCAUAUGUUGUGCCACAAAGGACCCAGCCAGUUUACAUCAUGGCCAUUCAAACAGAUACAGGGUGUUCAGUACCACUGUUCAUGGAUGGAGUUGUAAGCAGAAACAAGUUUUGUAAUUCUUUGUUCUCAAUGUUGUUUUACUGUGGUUAUGGUUAUGCAGUCAGUAAGAUGGAAUUUCACAUCACUGAUUCCAAUUUUUUAGGUUCCUUUUCAGAUGAUACAAUAUUCCUUAUUCAUGUUAAACAAAUUGAGGAAAAAAUAUAUCAACAUUUGUAUGUAUUAAAGUGUGAGAGCAAAGAUAUACCAAACAACAGAAAUGAAAGAACUGCUUACUGGAAUGAAAUUUCUCAAGAAUAUUUGUUUUAAAUGACAAAAUUCCUCACCAAAAUUACUCCUUGAUAUUUUCCUUUUUUUUGUUUUGAGGUGUGGCAGCCAUAGUUGAACCAGUGAUUGGAGCAAUAGAAACAAGAUGCAACAAGAAGUUUAUCAUAGAUCGUAACAUGGGCUGGAAAAAGAUUCUGAGUUGUUGUGUUUUUAACAGUUAAAUUAGGAUCAAUAAAAUUUAAUGGCUAAAUCGGGAUCAACAAAAUUUAAU
Molecule: messenger RNA, 9517 nt
Organism: Pocillopora meandrina
Lineage: Eukaryota; Metazoa; Cnidaria; Anthozoa; Scleractinia; Pocilloporidae
Source: the annotation of a GenBank genome assembly